GUGCUCCCGCCAGGUGCUCCCACCAGGUGCUCCCACAGGAGCUGAGCACACUACCUCUGGUGUACGCCCACCAGGUGGCCACUCCCGAGCCCAACGCACUGCUGGCAGAGCUGCUACUCCAUAUCCCCUUCCUCUCCUCCACAUCCCCCCAUACCCGCAUGCCCCUCUACCCCACCUGCCGCCUCUCUCCCCCCUCUGCCCCCCUAUACCCCAGGUACGCCCAGCGGAGCUAUCAGGUGUUGAAUGUGGUGGGGUGUGGCGUCAUCUGGUACCAUAUGGUGAGGUGGGGAAUUGGGGGGGUGUGCAUGUGUGAGGGUAGUGCAAGCAGUAUUGCCGUGCUUGUGCCUCUCUCCCAGCGCAGCCUCGCCAAGAUGACUGCAUGCUCAGAGUUGCUAGAGGCUCACUUGGGGCGUUGGUGCUGUCAGGUAGCACAUGGUGAGGCGUUGAACCGCCCGCGCUGUCGAGUGAGUGGCGUGGCCAUUCUGGACGACAAUGGGGCGCACAGGCUGCUCGAGAGCGUGCUGGCGGAGGCACAGAGGGGGAGGGAGGGAAUUAUGGCGGGAGGGGCAGGUGGGGCAGGAGGCAGUUGGUACAGAGGGGCAAAUCGUCACCAUGCUCCCACCACCAUCUCACUCCCACCACCAUCUCACUCCCACCACCAUCUCACUCCCACCACCAUCUCACUCCCACCACCAUCUCACUCCCACCACCAUCUCACUCCCACCACCAUCUCACUCCCACCACCAUCUCACUCCCACCACCAUCUCACUCCCGCCCCACCAUCUCUGCCAGGAAAUGAAGCCUGUUCUCGACUCGUCCCUGUGCUUCACCCGCCGCCGCCUCCUCGCAUCUGCCCCACCUGCUGCAGCACGUAG
Molecule: messenger RNA, 875 nt
Organism: Closterium sp. Naga37s-1
Lineage: Eukaryota; Viridiplantae; Streptophyta; Zygnematophyceae; Desmidiales; Closteriaceae
Source: the annotation of a GenBank genome assembly